Messenger RNA from Thalassophryne amazonica, 2070 nucleotides. It is a transcript of the gene becn1, whose product is annotated as beclin 1, autophagy related. Lineage: Eukaryota; Metazoa; Chordata; Actinopteri; Batrachoidiformes; Batrachoididae. Gene Ontology annotation, cellular component: phosphatidylinositol 3-kinase complex, class III, type II; phagophore assembly site; phosphatidylinositol 3-kinase complex, class III, type I. The record is from RefSeq and is a predicted model, not a curated record. Gene Ontology annotation, biological process: autophagosome assembly; cellular response to nitrogen starvation; autophagy.
CACACGGUGAUGUCAUUUCCUCCGUAAAUAACAACACCGAAAUUUGUAGCGGGGAAGUUGUUUUGAGGUGCAAAAUCAACGUGAUAAACACGUCAACUACUUAAGCUAUUUUUAAAAACUUUUUUGCAUGUAAGAGGACUAUUAUGUAAUAAUUUUCAUUCUUUAAAAGCAAUAGCUUUCAAUGGAGGGUUCCAAAUCGUCGAGCACAACCAUGCAGGUUAGCUUCGUGUGUCAGCGCUGCUGUCAGCCUCUGAAGCUCGACACCUCCUUCAACGUACUCGACCGAGUCACCAUCCAAGAACUCAUCGCUCCCUUAGUCACAGUGACUCCCAGCAAACAGGCCGACAGCAGUGACGGGGAGACAGCACCAGAGGAGACCUUUGUAGAAAACAAACAAGAUGGUGUAGCAAGAAAAUACAUCCCACCUUCACGAAUGAUGUCUACUGAGAGUGCCAACAGCUUCACUUUGAUUGGAGAAGCAUCUGAUGGUGGCACCAUGGAAAAUUUGAGUCGUAGACUGAAGGUCACUAGUGACCUGUUUGACAUCAUGUCAGGACAGACAGAUGUGGACCACCCGCUGUGCGAAGAAUGCACCGACACACUGCUAGACCAUCUGGACACACAGCUCAACAUCACAGAGAAUGAAUGCCAGAAUUACAAGCAGUGUCUGGAGCUGCUGUCACACCUGCCAGUGGAGGAAGAGGAGACCUUGCUGGCAGAACUUCAGCAGCUAAAAGAGGAAGAGGAGGCACUGGUCCAGGAGCUGGAAGCAGUGGAGGAUCAGAGGGCUGCUGUGGCCCAGGACCUGGCCCAGAGCCGAAUGCAUUCUCAACAGCUGGACACAGAGGAGCUCCAGUACCAAAAGGAGUACAGCGAGUUUAAACGGCAACAGCUGGAGCUGGACGAUGAGCUGAAGAGUGUUGAUAACCAGAUGCGUUACUGUCAGAGCCAAUUAGACCGGCUGAAAAAGACCAAUGUAUUCAAUGCCACAUACAUCUGGCACAGUGGUCAGUUCGGUACCAUUAACAACUUCCGUCUGGGACGGCUCCCAAGCGUCCCUGUGGAGUGGAAUGAGAUUAAUGCUGCCUGGGGGCAGACAGUGCUACUACUUCAUGCGCUGGCCAACAAAAUGGGUUUAUGCUUCCAAAGAUAUCGUCUUGUCCCAUAUGGAAACCACUCAUAUCUGGAGUCAUUGACAGACAAGUCCAAGGAACUUCCACUUUACUGCUCAGGUGGUCUGAGGUUCUUCUGGGAUAAUAAGUUUGACCAUGCAAUGGUGGCCUUUCUCGACUGUGUCCAGCAGUUCAAAGAGGAGGUGGAAAAAGGAGACACUGGCUUCUGCCUCCCAUACAGGAUGGAUGUGGAGAAAGGUAAAAUCGAGGACACGGGCGGCAGUGGCGGCUCCUACUCCAUCAAGACCCAAUUCAACUCUGAGGAGCAGUGGACCAAGGCACUAAAGUUUAUGCUGACCAACCUCAAGUGGGGGCUGGCAUGGGUCACAUCACAGUUCUACAACAGAUAACCCGCUAGUCAUUCGCCCUGCAUAUAAUUGUUUGGAUAACUGUUAAAAGAAGAGGACUUGUUUGCACAGCAUUGUGCAACUUUUUGUUCUGGACCACUGUUCAGGUCUUGGUGUACAUUUCACUGUGCAGUCAAAUUAUGGGUGCAACAACAACAUGCAAGUUGCUAACGUGUGGCCUCUAAAAGCAAGAAUGUCUUCUACUUUCAUUACAUUUUCACUAUUCAAAACAUGGUGUUUCUUGUAUGAGAGUGCAAUAAAACGUGUAAGAACUCCUCACGUGGGUUUUGAAAGAAAGGCUCAUCUGACAGAACCAGUCACCUGGGAGUCUUGACGGUGGUGACCCCCUGUCGCAUUAACACCUUCAAUGACUACAUCUCUCCAGUUUUUGCGUUGUCACAUUUGUUGUAAAUUAACUUGGUCAUAAAUAAGACUUUUGGACAGAAUUCCAGAUGACUGCAUUGUAUCAUUCACCUAAACCACCACUGUUGGAUACAACUGCUGCCUUUAAUGAUGGAAUGUAACAAACUUAUACUGUGAAAAAUAAAUGU